Molecule: messenger RNA, 598 nt
Organism: Acaulospora colombiana
Lineage: Eukaryota; Fungi; Glomeromycota; Glomeromycetes; Diversisporales; Acaulosporaceae
Source: the annotation of a GenBank genome assembly
CUCAUGGAAGAUACGCGGGAUUCGAGCCAGGCCAGGAUACCAGAGUCGAUCUCGCUACAGCCAUCCAUAAUCAGUUCUCGUAUCUUUGUUCUUGGCGUUGACUCCUUUUCGUCAUUGUUGGGGAUGGGAGAAUUCCGCGACCUGACGAGACGGAUAAUGGGGCUUGUCGUAACCUUGCUCGAGGAAAUGUCAAAGUGCGUUAAUUUGGGACAUUCCCCAGCUACUAAUCUAUCCACCAAUUUGUCUGGUUCAAGGGAUGAGCCUCGCACAAUGAGACUGGUUAGCGUGUCGGGGAGAGGAAGGAGAGUUUCCUGUAAUUUACUGCAGCCUUGGAAUCUCCACAUGGUAAGAGGUGGAACGGCAGGGCUGAACAUGGGUAGUGCUCGACCGAGAUCGAUCGAGGUUGCAUGGAACGAGCUUAGAGCUGGGACUUCGAUAAACUGGAUGAGAGAAGCGUCGACCGUGAGCUUGAGGGUCGCUAAUUUGGAGAGGACGAGGCGUUUUUCGGGGGUUGGCAUGGUCGCGGGAGGGGUCACCUGCACCUCCAGACUUUCGAUUUCGGGUGACUUUUCGAGUAAGAUGAGGAGUUCGGGAAGGG